Messenger RNA from Patiria miniata (bat star), 3674 nucleotides. RefSeq names its product dolichyl-diphosphooligosaccharide--protein glycosyltransferase subunit STT3A (gene stt3a). Gene Ontology annotation, molecular function: dolichyl-diphosphooligosaccharide-protein glycotransferase activity. Bases 160 to 2295 code for a protein of 711 amino acids. Gene Ontology annotation, cellular component: membrane. The transcript has 15 exons. Gene Ontology annotation, biological process: post-translational protein modification. NCBI's taxonomy places the organism in Eukaryota, Metazoa, Echinodermata, Asteroidea, Valvatida, Asterinidae. The record is from RefSeq and is a predicted model, not a curated record.
CGGUUUUCCGUUGGUGACCGUCGACGCGGCCGCUGAAAUUAGCAUCAACGCUGCGCCGUUAACGUUGUACAGGUACCAGUGACGGUUCUCUUUAGAUUUGUCCACGUUUACAACUCUACAUCCAACAGGUUGUACUAGUGUGUAGCCUGAUAGCUCAUCAUGAAGUCUACUAGUAGUAACUACAAGAUGCCUUCCUGGCUGGGACGUAUGUCCAUUGAGAAGCAGGAGACACUACUCAAGCUAUGUAUCCUGGCAUUCUGCAUGAUCCUGUCGUUCUCCACUCGUCUCUUCUCUGUGUUACGUUUUGAGAGUGUUAUCCACGAGUUUGAUCCUUACUUCAACUACCGGACAACCAGGUAUUUGGCCGAGGAAGGCUUCUAUCGCUUCCAUAACUGGUUUGAUGAUCGCGCCUGGUACCCUCUGGGUCGUAUCAUUGGAGGAACUAUCUACCCAGGUCUGAUGAUAACCUCAGCCAUCAUCUAUCAUGUGAUGAACUUCCUUCAUCUUUCCAUCGACGUCAGGAAUGUCUGUGUCUUCUUGGCCCCUCUCUUCUCCUCCUUGACGACGCUGGUCACCUAUCAUCUGGCUAAGCAGCUUAAGGACACCGGAGCAGGUCUAGUAGCCGCCGCUAUGAUCUCUAUCGUACCUGGUUACAUCUCCCGAUCUGUAGCUGGUUCCUAUGACAACGAGGGGAUCGCUAUCUUCUGCAUGUUGCUGACCUAUACGCUGUGGAUCAAGUCAGUCAAGACUGGUUCCAUGUUCUGGGCCGCGCUCUGUGCUCUGGCUUACUUCUACAUGGUAUCAUCAUGGGGUGGUUAUGUCUUCUUGAUCAACCUGAUCCCAAUGCAUGUCCUAGCAUUGAUGGUAACCGGUCGAUUCAGUCAUCGCAUCUAUGUGGUCUAUAACACCGUCUACUGCCUAGGCACAAUCCUAUCCAUGCAGAUCUCAUUUGUUGGAUUCCAACCAGUCCAGUCUAGUGAGCACAUGGCUGCUUUGGGUGUGUUUGGACUGUGUCAGAUCUACACCUUUGUAGAGUACGUCCGAUCUCGUCUCAGCCAGCAUUACUUUGAUGUCUUGUUCCGUAGCGUGGUCCUCAUUGUAGGUGUGACUGUCGGAGCAGUAGGAGCUGUGCUCAUGGCAACUGGAAAGAUCUCACCAUGGACCGGUCGUUUCUACUCUCUGUUGGAUCCUUCCUACGCUAAGAACAACAUCCCUAUCAUUGCAUCAGUCUCUGAGCACCAGCCCACUACGUGGAGCUCAUUCUACUUUGAUCUCCAGAUGCAUGUAUUCAUGUUCCCGGUUGGCAUGUAUUAUUGCUUCUCCAAGCUGACUGAUGCUAACAUCUUCAUCAUCCUGUAUGGAAUCACCAGCCUCUACUUCUCGGGUGUGAUGGUGCGUUUGAUGCUGGUCUUAGCUCCAGUCAUGUGCAUCUUAUCCGGUAUUGGUGUCUCCUCUGUCUUGACUACUUACGUCCGUAACUUGGACAUCAACAAACCAGAGAAGAAAUCCAAGAAGGCCGAGUCAUCCUCCAACUAUCCCAUCAAGAACGAGGUUGCCUCUGCGGUAGUCGUCCUCAUGACCUUGUUCUUGAUCACCUACACCUUCCAUUGUACCUGGGUCACAUCAGAAGCCUACUCCUCUCCUUCUAUUGUCCUGUCUGCUCGCGCUGGAGACGGUAGCAGGAUCAUCUUUGAUGAUUUCCGUGAGGCAUACUACUGGCUGCGACACAAUACUGAAGAGGAUGCCAAAGUGAUGUCAUGGUGGGAUUACGGCUAUCAGAUAACGGCUAUGGCUAACAGGACCAUCCUAGUGGAUAACAAUACCUGGAAUAACACUCACAUAUCACGUGUGGGACAGGCCAUGGCAUCUACAGAGGAUAAAGCCUAUGAGAUCAUGAGAGAACUGGACGUGAACUACGUGUUGGUUAUAUUUGGAGGGCUGACAGGCUACUCCUCUGACGAUAUUAACAAGUUCUUGUGGAUGGUGAGGAUUGGAGGUAGUACAGAUACCGGGAGACACAUCAAGGAGACUGACUAUUACACACCGCAGGGAGAGUUCCGUGUGGAUAGGGAAGGCUCACCAGUGCUACUCAACUGUCUCAUGUACAAAAUGUGCUACUAUCGAUUUGGCAAAGUCUACACAGAAUCAGGUAAGCCAACCGGCUAUGACCGUGUGCGCAACGCUGAGAUUGGCAACAAAGACUUUGAGUUGGACGCACUAGAGGAAGCCUAUACCACGGAGCACUGGCUGGUCCGAAUCUAUAAGGUCAAAGCACUACAGAACCGUGGUGCUUAGAGUAGUGCAAAUGUUGCAGUAGCUUCAGAAAGUAGAUCAAAUUGAAAAUCUGUUGCUUGCUACUUAAAGGUCUUUGGUUCAUUGUUUUUUUUUGGGGGGGGGGGAAGGAAGAUGAGUGGCUACCAAAAUGUUGUCAACUUUUAGGUACCAAACACAACUAUAUGUGCUUCAGGAAUUGUUACUGAUAGAUUUGAUAUAUGUACUUUGCUGGUGGACUUACAUGUGGCUACGAUACUCCAAAGGAUAAGCAGUGAAACGUUGCUAUAACGAACAUUGCAGGAUCCACAGAUAUUGAUUGUCAUAGCGAUCGUUCAGUAUAACGAUUUUAAGCUGCUGGUGCUCCGGUACUCACUUUCAACAAAUAGCACCCUUAAGAACUUCAUCCUACAUGCGUGGUAGUUACUGAAAGACGACUGAAUUAUGUUAUUACACAGUUUUUGAGCUUACUAUCUUCAGCAAAUGGUGGCUUUCCCCUUCUAUUCCUUUAGGAAAUAAUAGCCACUUGUUACUUCUAUGUUGACAAUUUUCAACCGCAAUGUUCGGUACAUUUUGCACACAAAAAUCGGGAUCCAAGGACGAUGUUCGGUAUAGCCGAAUGUUCGGUAUAGCGACGUUCCACUGUAUGUAUGGUUAAGUCCAAAUCUCCUGUCGAGCUACUGUCUAGGUCUUACUGAAGUGUUUGACAGUAGACAUAGCCUUUGGAGGCCUAUUUCAAACUGUGUGUAAACUUGGUCUAUAAUUGAAUGGUAUAGAACUGUGUACAGUACGAUAGCCAUGGAGUGUCAUGCUCCUAGACCAUUCCUGCACAGUGUGGUCUGUUGAAAGACACCAUUCAAAAGUAAACUUGUUAAAUGACAAACUGCAGCAAACUUACCUAUUCAAAACAAAAUGAUUUGGAGAACAACAUUGAUGUAAAAUGUUUUCAGAAACAUUUCAUGUGUUGAGAACUUGCAAAAGCAUGUCAGUAAAAGGAUGUUCCUGUCAGAAAUUAUACUGCUGGCUGUAUAUUUCAUUGUUUAUUACAACAUUUUUCAUCAGUGAGACUUUAAAAUAACCAUCAUUAAAAAAUAUUCUUAUUAAAUUGCUUGAUUUUGGGAGUCAAACUUUACAAUGUGCAUUUGUGUGUAAUAUAGGUUUGAUAUAAACAUGAUGCAACAGUAGCAUAACCUCUGACAUGGCUGCAGCAAAUAUGUUUACUGUGCAUUUGUGAGGCCCAAAGCCCUUUAGAUAUUGAUUACAGCAGUUUGUCCUAUUUUAAAAGUUGAAGUAAUCUUUAUAUCAUAAAAAGGCUUUUAUGCAAACACAUACACAAUUCUUGCGUGUCCAACUAGACCAGUGUGCAUAAGGGCAUCUUUGUGUCUGCUGGUAGUUGUAAAGGG